AUGGGUCCAGACAGAGCUGGGAAAAGUGUUUUCCUCGGGAAUAUUCCCUACAACCUCACUGAGGAACAGGUCAAAGACAUCCUUAGCACCGCCGGCACGGUGACGAAGUUCCGCUUGAUGAUGAACCCCGAAACAGGAAAGCCGAAAGGAUACGGAUUCGCGGAUUUCGCUGAUGCAGAUGCUGCCGCGUCUGCAGUCCGCAACUUGAACGACUACGAGAUUAUGGGCCGCAAAAUUCGCGUGGAUUGGCCUCACAACAACGAGAAAGACUCUAUACCCGAAGAUUACUCACAACCUCCACAAAUGCCCGGCCAGGAUGCGCAAUUAGGUGGCCCGCAACUAUCUGCACCUCUUCCUCCGCUCCCACCAGGCGUCGAGUUACCCCCGCACCUGGACUGCCCUAAUGCCAUUUCGCAAACGCUUGCCGCUCUUCCGCCAAACCAACUCCUCGACGUCCUCCAGCAGAUGAAGUCAUUGGCCAUGUCAGAUCCUGCACGUGCCACAGAGCUCCUGCGCCAGGCCCCUCAGCUUGCAUAUGCCAUCUUUCAAGCGCUGCUGCUCUUGAACCUUGUUGACUACAACACCCUUGGAGCCGUGGUGGAGCAGGCUGCCCAGCCCACGGCGCCGCCUCCAACUGCCCCUCCUGCUGCACAGGGAUUCCAGCCGUUUCCCGCCGUUCCGGGUCAAGUAGCGACGCCGCCAAUGGUCAAUACACCCUUUGCUCAGCCGCCGCAGCCGCCCCAGCAGAUGCCUGGGCAAGACGAACUGCUGCAGCAAGUCCUUAGUAUGCCCCAGGCGGCCAUUGACGCUCUUCCUCCCAUGGAACGGAGCCAAAUCAUGCUCUUGCGGCAGCAGCUAAUGCAAGGUGGAAUGCGGUGA
This is a messenger RNA of Aspergillus calidoustus, 879 nucleotides long. The record is from the annotation of a GenBank genome assembly. NCBI's taxonomy places the organism in Eukaryota, Fungi, Ascomycota, Eurotiomycetes, Eurotiales, Aspergillaceae.